GUCGUAAAAAUCCCGUCAUCAACAACGCCAAGCUGAAAACAGACUCGGGUGCUUGAUAAUGCACUUGUCGAUAUCGAAAGUACGUCCACAGCUUUAAAUGCCAGGUAUCGGUUCACGGCGAAGGUUGGAAUGGAGGCUAUGGAAGAUGAUUGUUCGGACGUAAAAGAUGACCAUAAUCAUAACUACUGUACGGCCAGUGAGGUCCAGAAGAGUUCAAGCGGACAACUCUGCGACCUAACUCCGAUCCAGCAGCCUGUCUGCUUAGCGGUACCGGGAGGUGAAGUGGGGUCAGUUCGGACGGGUUUACUAUGCCGAAGCGCAUCGGGUUCGGAGUUCAUGGACUCGGACUCAGGCAGCGAGUGCAGCGACGUCGGUGGCGAGACCGAAUGCGCGACGCCGGGCGGCGCCUCUGGCCAAGACAAACUCACUCUCGACUCGACUUCAAAGUACCUUCACAAUGCCAUGGCCGUGGAAGACUACCGCAACAACCACUGGCCAAACCUGGAGAAGGCCAUUGAGCGCCUUCUCAUCCAAAAUCCCACAGACCACAUCUCUGUUUCAUACUCUCAAAUAUACAGUUACGUCUACAAAUGUGUUUGCCAGCAACACUCCGAGCUGCUCUACAAUGAUCUGAAAUCCAAAAUAGCAAAUCAUCUACAGCGGGUAUCCUCUGAGCUGAACGAGGUUCCACUUGAAAACCUGAUUGAAAGCUUCAACACCGCCCUGACACAAUACAUCACAUCUCUUCAGUGUAUUGUCCCAGUGUUUAUGUAUUUGAACAAGUUCUACAUUGAAUCCAAGCUCCAUCGUGACCUGAAUCAGGAUCUGAUGAACCUGUUUGCUAAUCACGUGGCAGAGAAAUAUGUCGACACACUGUUGCCUCUUCUCAUUAAAGCACACACAGUGCCCUUCAAAGUACAGCCGUCUACCAUGGCCAGUGUGGUCAAAGGCCUCCACAGCCUCCGACCAGAGUGGUCCCAGUUGGCACCUGCUCUCUUCUCUGACUUUAUUCCUCUAAUCAACCCUCCCGCUCUGGAAUCUCUGCUAUUGGACUACGCCGCUAAUGACCAGAAGCUCCAAAUGGAGCUUUCAAUGAACGGUUUUCAACGGGGUGAUCAGUCUCGCAAGAGGGCCAACGAUGACUUCUGAGUGGAAAGUGGGGAUCUGCAUUUAAACGACCCAACGACCUCACUGUUCCGCAUGUAGGACAAGGUUCAGGAUUGGCUCACGUUUGACGUAGCAUCAGAGUCGGGACGGAGCUUGUGUAAAAGGGAAUUGCGGAAAGCCGGAGCCAGGGGGUGGCG
Syngnathus acus (greater pipefish) is the source of this 1304-nucleotide messenger RNA. It is a transcript of the gene cacul1, whose product is annotated as CDK2 associated cullin domain 1. Lineage: Eukaryota; Metazoa; Chordata; Actinopteri; Syngnathiformes; Syngnathidae. Gene Ontology annotation, biological process: ubiquitin-dependent protein catabolic process. The transcript is spliced from 8 exons. Gene Ontology annotation, molecular function: ubiquitin protein ligase binding. The record is from RefSeq and is a predicted model, not a curated record. The coding region runs from base 130 to 1149 and encodes 339 amino acids.